Verruconis gallopava is the source of this 3479-nucleotide messenger RNA. RefSeq lists its product as uncharacterized. Lineage: Eukaryota; Fungi; Ascomycota; Dothideomycetes; Venturiales; Sympoventuriaceae. Gene Ontology annotation, molecular function: hydrolase activity. The record is from RefSeq and is a predicted model, not a curated record. Bases 212 to 1249 code for a protein of 345 amino acids. The transcript has a single exon.
UUCGAAAGGUGCUUCACGUUCGCUUGCGUUGAACAAACGACGAAAAGCACCCUUUCCCACCGCUCCAAUCCCAUCCAUAACGAUCUUAGAUCGACACAUCUUAGAUCUGGUUCUUCCGCGAACUAACCAUCUCUCGCGGAGAAUUUGUCACGCGAGUCUACGCGGCGAGGCGAGGGAUCGCUGGGACUAUCUCACAAGCGCCUUGUUAGAGAUGGAGCAGACGGUGGCAAAGCGCAAGGCGCCAAGCCUGCUCGAGAGGGCAGUGUGGAAAAUGCUUCUCAAAAGCUUCAAGGUUCUGAUGGGUUUGUUUGUGUAUUACAACACCAAGGUCAAGAAGCGAGGCUUGUAUGAGCGACCAACGUACGUCAAGAGAUACGCAGUCCGUCCGCAGCUGGAAAACCACGUCUGGAUACCGAAUUCAUACAGACCUGGAAGCUCGACACGCCUGCCUUUGCUCAUCGACAUUCACGGGGGAGGGUUUUGCAUCGGACAUCCAUUCGUGGACGACAGGGACAACGCUAUCUACAGCCACAAGCACGGCAUAUGUGUUGUCAGCAUCAAUUACCGCAAAGCGCCGGAGUAUGGAUUCCCACAGCCCGUCGAAGAUGUGGCCGCGCUCAUACAGGCGGUGCUGGACGAUCCCGAGCUUCCCGUCGACAAAGAUCGCGUGGCCGUGCUUGGAUAUUCCGCCGGCGGCAACCUGUGCCUUACAGGCCCGCAGCUGAACAACUUGCACACCAAGAUCAAAGCCUCCGUCGCCUUUUACCCGGUCACGGACUUCAAGCGCACGCUGGCGAUGAGGGUGGCGGCAUCCACGCCACCGCCGAACGGGACAGACAUGCUGGUCCGAAGCUCCCGCGCGUUCAACUGGUUCUAUCUUCGCGGCAAGCAAGACUACGAGAACCCGCUGCUGUCGCCGCUGUACGCGGAUCGAAGCAGGUUGCCGCCGAAGCUGUUCCUGAUGGGAUGCGAAUACGACAUCCUGUGCGCGGAGGCGAGAGACGCGGCAGCGAAGUACGCCGAGCAGGAAGAGGCUGGUGGGGCAAAGAAGAUGCCCCUGGGCGAAGGAAGAGUGGGGUGGACGUGUGGAAAUGUAGUGUGGGAGGAGCUUAAGGGCUUGGAGCACGGCUACAACCAGAGAUGGCCCACGCAGCGAGGCCCGCUGCGAGAGGUGUGGAAGCAGAGAACCGAAGAGAUUCACGACAACGUUGCGAAAUGGUUGUUCAAGGAAGUGUAUACGUCAGACUAAGUCGGUCACUUCACUUGGGGUCCCAUUCUACGUCGACGUCUUUCGCGACUAGGCCCCCCGUCUCCUUGAGCUCCUUUCCUGCCCAUCUGGCGCACUUCUUGACCGUGUCCAGCAGGACGUCCGCGUCCUGCUCGGACGCGCCAAGCCGUCGAAACCCUCUGGUGUGCCAGACGGUCGGGGCCAGUAUGUCCUGAGCCAUGAUUUCGGGCAGGACGACCAUUUCGGACUCGAGGGGAUCCAGGACCGUAAAGUCGGACAGGAACAGGCCGUAGACGACCCGCAUUUCCAACCACUCGAAGUCGGCCUGGUGCCGGCCCCAGGUCGCCAUGAUGGCCGGCAGAUUGUGCCUGUACACGCGCAGCAUGUAGUCGAAGCCUUUCUGGUCGACGGCGGGGCCCGUGUCCUGACAGACGUACCACGAAUCGGACAGCUGGGCGUCACGCGACAGGAAGGCGUUGAGCCUGGCUCUCGUGGCGUCAUCGCCCUCGUCAGGCCGCAGCGAAGCGACGGCGGCGAGUUCGGCCUUGGCCAAGUGCGGCAGCGCCAUGACGGGAAGCGGAAUGCCGACGAUGUUGAACGACUUCACCAGCACGUCCUUGAAGCGGUCGCCGAGUUUUUUGAUCGCGGCCUCGGUCGCGCCAUCGCUCGUCAGGACGUGCUUGAAGAUCGGUACGAUGGUCGCUGGCUUCCCACACGUUAAGAGCGUCGCGUACUAGCGCGUUUGUCAAAUUGCCGUCAAACCAGGCGCGCGGUAGACUAACGAGGGCAAUGUACCAAGACUUGGAUGGCAGACUCUCCGGCCAAGUGGCCUCGACUUCUCUCACGAGUUCGAGAAGGUCGCUGUUUUCGUGCUCCUGAACCGCCCACCAGGCCCGCAGGGCGCCCACGUCGAUUUUGCCGGCUGGGUCUGGGUCACGUGGAAUUUCAGAAAUUGGGUACUGCACGUUUGGGUGCAUGGCGACGAGCGUUUCAGAAUUCUAUGAGAGACGAAAGUGAAGGGCGGACGCUGCCAGCUUUUUGGUUCAUUAGGAAUUUCUUCUCAAUUCCCUUUUAAUGGUACGCGCGAGUCGUUUACCGACUCCCGCUUGCUUACACGCCUUUUUGUUUUUUGCUGGGUUUUUUUAUCCCUUCCCUGUUCGGCGCGAGAGUGGAGUUUGAAAAGCACACGUAAGCAAUGCAAAACCAUGCCACGAAAUCUUGGGCAUCGUACCUCGUAGUGACGGGCGAUAAGCUUGAGGACGAACAAGUUCUCCUCGACUGCCCUGAGAACCGAGCAAGGCGAUCAGACGGUGAGGUCGGGCCCGUGGGCCGACGUCAGAUCCGCUCGACUGGGCGGAGAGUGGACGGCCCUGUACCAAAGGUUCUAGAUGGACCCCGAUUCGCACGUGCUCCCACCUGCCAACCCCUACGUUGACGGGCAAUUCGGCUGUUGCACAACGCUGACGUCGUUUGGGCGCCGGACGGGCUGAUUGACUGAAUGCAAGCUUUUCGGUUGUUUGGAGAGCACGAGCGCGUGCACCAGCACCAGCACCAGCACGACGCCAGAACCGGCGGUAGGAAACCCUUGGGGCGAAGAAGAAAAGGUACGGGAUCCUAGCCCGCUUGGCGUUUACCAGUACCAGACGAAAGGGCAGGAAACGGCUUGUCGAUAACGCGGAUCUCUGCACGACUAAGCAUUCUUCUGGUCAUCUCGUCCGCUGGACGGCGGUUCGUGGGAGCGUGCUGUUAUGUCUGCACUUGGCAGCAAUACAACAACGAGAGGAUGGCUGGUCAAUGGGCGCAGUUGUGGGCGGGCUUGCGGCGCAGAGGACUAAGGCAGAUUGCCCGCGGACCGAUUGCUACCAUCGCUGUCGUCGGGGGUUUGGUAACUUGCUGCUGUUCGCCCUCACGAUGCUGGCGAGCAUAGUCCACUUCAUGCAGAGGGCAAACCAUUGGAUCAGAUGUCACGAAGUGAAGUCGGAAUUCUGCUCGUGCGGGCGCACCAAACACGCACACACACGCACACACGCAUACACACACACACACACACACGAACCAACCCCGGCCGCAGCUGGAUGGAUGGCGGGCGUGGCUCGUUUCUGCGUCAAGUAGCAGUAGUGUUAGUGUCGCUGGCCUGCGGAGCCCUUUGCGGUGAAACAGGACAUCACUGUGCAUAUCAUUUGAUCAGCGUCGGCCGCUGCCCCAAAAAGUUUUUUUUUUCCCCUCUCUCUACCGUUUGAGCGGGUGGGCU